Molecule: messenger RNA, 1973 nt
Organism: Cokeromyces recurvatus
Lineage: Eukaryota; Fungi; Mucoromycota; Mucoromycetes; Mucorales; Mucoraceae
Exons: 4
Coding region: 432-1850 (472 amino acids)
Source: RefSeq, a predicted model, not a curated record
GGGAAUAUUGCCAUACUUUUUCUUUUGUCUUUUUUUUUCUUUUUUUUUUACAUAUAAAAGAGAAAAAAAAAUGACACAAUAUAAGAUAUUAAAUCAAAGAUCUCGGUCACAAAAUGACCUUAGAGGCAGUCUAUUGUUCAAGUAUAGACUAGCAAAAGGGUUAACGCUAAUUAGUUUAUUGGCUAUUGCUUCUAUAACUGGAAUGUCGUAUUUUUAUUCAAGUAAACAAUAACAGCAACAACAACAAAAAAAAGUCUUCUCUAUAAUGCUUUCUAACUAUAAAUAUAUAUACAUAUUUAUAUUAUAACCUCUAAUUUGAAAUAGAUACAAGUUCAGUGAGUGGUAGUCAAUAUAAAAAUGAAUCUAUAUCAUUAGAUCUACAGCAUCAAACUUCUUUACCAGAAAAAUGUUUUUUACCAAAUAUAAUCAAAAUGCCUAAAAGCCCUGAUGGCACCUAUACACCUCCUUCACCUCAUUAUACAUUAGUUAGAGCAGUUGGAUUUGCGACUAAUGAAGAAUAUCAAAACUAUUGUCACAAGUACGAUGAUAAACUUGGUGCAUUUACAGAUGAGUGGCUAUAUAAUCAACAGGGUGAAUGUGGUAAUUGGCAGGACGGUUAUAUCAAAUUACACAAGAAAAAUAUGGCUAUUUUAGAGAAAUAUAAAGACGGAAUCUUUCCCGAAGAUAUUAACGUUGAAGAUAGUCCAAAAUUCAUAUCUUAUAUUUGUAAAGAAGUACCCAAGGAUAGUAAUCGUGGUUGUGGUGGUCUAGCUGACAGAAUGGGUGGUAUGAUUUCAACUUUCUUUUACGCACUAUUAACUGAUCGGGCUUAUUUAUUAAACUGGGCUGCUAUGAAUCCUUUACCGUUGGAAGCAAUUUGGGAAAGACCUUAUAUUGACUGGUCACAUGAUCCUGAGGAAAUGGAGGCCUUAUUUACAAAUGAUAUCAAUCCAUUCCUAGGUUAUCAAAAAGUGGAUCUUUUAAAUAAGAAACUGAGAGUCCUUAAUAGUAUCAUGUUCCCUGAUGGUGGCAAUACAGAUUUUAAAGAAUUAUGGAACGAAACUUAUGUUGAGGUCAGAUCAAAUCGUGGCUAUAUAAUUCGUACCUUUCAACUUCAUAAAGCGUAUACAAAGAUAUUAAAUGAUCUAGGUUUAACAAAAUCCAAUGCAUUUAGAUGUCUUACCAACUUUCUUUUUCGACCCACUAUUGGCUCUAGAAGAUUCCUGAAUGCUUACAAAAGUUUAUUUGAAAUGAAGAGUAUACUCAGUAUUGGUAUUCAGAUACGUACAGAUGAUAAUGCAAUAGCAAAUCCACAGUUUGAUGAAAAUGGGUUAGAGAAAUGGGGCCACUUUUUAAAAUGUGCAGGAGAAUUAGCUAGCUUUAAAAAAGAAAUGAAUCACAAACAUAUUGUUUUCUUUCUUGUAACUGAUUCAGCACAUUUACGGGAUGAAUUUGUUUCAUUAAAUACGAAUCGAGAACGUGCUAAAGAAUAUCUUGGUGAAGAUAUCGUUGAUAUCUCGAGCAUUGUGAUUACGGGUUUACCUAUUGAGCAUAUAGAACCAGAACAGAUUGCAAAAUAUAUUGAGGUGAAGGAUCCAAAGGAAGUCAAUAUGGAAAGGAUGCGACCUGGUGUUAACAGUGCCUAUAUGGAAAACUGGUUAUUAGCUGAGACACAAUAUCGUGUCAUUAGUAUUCAAGGUUAUGGUAAGAUGGCUGCCUUUUAUUCAGGUGAUGAUAAAACUUCAAUUUCUAUGCCAAAGCCAAGCCCAAAGUAUCCUUUCCCUGUAUGCAACACAGAUGAAGCAUUUACUACCUUUGAUUGGCUUAGUACAGUAUGGAGUUUAGGUUAAAAGCAAGACAUACACUAUAAUAUAUAUAUUUGUAUAUAAACGGUUUAUGUAUUAGAUAGAUAGAAAGGUUUAAUGUGCUAUCUAAAUAUAGAAGAUGGUGAUAUAUAUAUAUAUAUAUAUAUA